Messenger RNA from Mesorhabditis spiculigera, 1482 nucleotides. The record is from the annotation of a GenBank genome assembly. NCBI's taxonomy places the organism in Eukaryota, Metazoa, Nematoda, Chromadorea, Rhabditida, Rhabditidae.
AUGUUUUUAUUAAUAUUUACUACCGUAAUUCUUGGAUUUCUAUUCUAUGAACUGUACUGGAAACGGAGAAAUUUGCCGCCAGGCCCAAUUCCGCUACCAUUCAUCGGCAACUUGCUGGAAGUUAUGCGAAACGAGCCCGGCUAUGAGGCUUAUAGGAAAUGGACAAAACAAUAUGGACCUGUACACACUUAUUGGCUAGGUUCUCGGCCAAUGGUUGCCGUGUCGGACUACGCGACGAUACAAGCAACAUUUAUCCAGGAUGCCGACAAAUACGCUGGUCGAUUUAAUAAUUUGGAGAUGACGAAAAUGUAUCGAGGAGGCAACUACGGUGUCGUGGAGACGGCCGGGGAUUUGUGGAGGGACCAGAGGCGCUUUACCCUGCACACUCUUCGAGAUUUCGGAAUGGGCAAAAAUAUCAUGGAAGAGCGGGUAAUGCUUGAGGUGGAAUACCUUUUGGAGCGCCGGGAAAAGCAGAUGGAUAGCUUCGAAAUGCAGAAAGAAUUCGACAUUUCGGUUGGCUCCAUCAUUAACAAUAUACUUUUUGGGUAUAGGUAUGACGAGGAUAAACUCGAGGAGUUCUUCUUCGUCAAAGGCUCAAUUUCACAGCAAAUGAAGGAGUUUAUGAACCCGAAACUUUUCCUGUUGAUUUUGUAUCCGUGGUUACGGUAUUUGCCAUAUUUUAAUACGGCCUGUCAACGUCUUUUUGGGUAUCGCGAUUUGCUGUUCAACUACUUUCGAAAGCAGAUUGCCACUAAAGAAAAAGAAUUCGAUUUGGAUGAGGAACCUAACGACUUCGUGGAAUGCUUCCUGAAAGAACGCUCGAAGCGGAAGGGCACAGAAUCGGAGGAGUUUUAUAGUGAAAUGCAACUCCUCAACCUUGUCUUUGAUUUAUGGGUUGCUGGUAUGGAAACCACCGCAAAUACCCUCACCUGGGGCGUAUGCUAUAUCCUGAACCACCCCGAGGUCCAGCAAAAGAUCUACCAGGAGCUGGAUGAAAAGAUAAAAUCGGAUCGGCGUGUCGAGAUGAGCGACAAGAAUAACCUACCGUACUUGAAUGCUGUGAUAUGCGAAGUCCAGCGCCUCUGCAACCUGCUACCUCAAAACCUAUUCCACGCCACUACUGAAGACGUCGUCAUUAAUGGAUAUUCGCUGCCAAAGGGCACUUCCAUCGUCCCACAGAUUUCUUGUGUGAUGUACGACGAAAAGCACUUCCCCGAGCCCUAUAAAUUCGACCCAUCCCGAUUCCUAAAUGCCGACGGGUCCUUCAGAAGACGUGAAGAAUUGAUUCCGUUUUCUAUCGGAAAACGACAAUGUGUUGGGGAAGGAUUGGCAAGGAUCGAGUUGUUCCUCUUCCUCGCCAAUUUAUUCCAUCGCUUUGAGAUAACCGCCACUGAAAAACCGAGCAUGAAGAAGACGUUCGGGCAGACGGUCCAAGCAGCACCGUAUCGAAUUUUUGCGAAGAAUCGCUUCGCCCAAAGACAA